GCACUAAAGGGAGAAAAAGCGGGGAUGUUGAGGAGGAGGAGGUAAAAGAGGAGGAGGGAAGUUUUUAGAAACUCACAGUGAGAACACAAAACAGCAAGCACACACGAGGAACAGCAAAGAAGACACUUGAAAUAUUCACCAUCACCAAACAGACAUGACAUCACUACGUUGGAACCCAACUGUGCUUCUCCUUUUUCUGAGUGCCUGGCCUCGCCUUCACUCCCACCUCGUCGCUGAUGCCGCUUCUACUUCUCCUCCCAUCACGCAUCGACGUUUCACAUUUAUUACUGGUCUAGGUGCAGAUUACGAUGAGGAUUAUGAUGAAGUGGGUGACUCCGUCAGUAAACGUCCUCCAGAAGUAUUCGCCACCACAAGGAUGAAGUUCCUACAACGGGAGCUCUGCAAGUUUAACCCCUGCUUGGAAAAUCAAGUGCCCUGUGCCAAGCUGUUGGCCGAGACUGGUUGCCUCUGCCCUGGCAUCAGUGGGGUUGACCAGCCUCCUUACCCACCACGCUUACAUGCAAUGAUGCCAAUCCAUAAGGGGGCUAACAGGGGCAAGGUUGAGGUCAAAUGGUGCGCUCCAACUUCUGUGGUGACUCAAUACAGAGUGGUGGUGGAAGGAAAAGACGGAAAAGCUAUAGAGUUCGGGGAAGCUUCUCGACAAGGCUUGGUGGGCUCUUUGGAAGUUGGAACCAAGGUGUGUGUGGAGGCAGUUAACAAAGCAGGACACAGCAUGCCCACAGAGUUUUCCUGCAUGCGAUAUGACCCUUCCUCUUCAUCAGACUAUGAAGUGUUGGCAGGUAUUAUCGGAGGAGGGAUUCUUCUCUUGCUUCUCAUCUUAGGUGUGGUUGUCUGGAGGUGUUAUAAGAACAGAAGCACAAAGAGAGACUCAGCUGAUGGACUUGGAAAUCCCUCAUACAGCACAGAAGCCACUAUGGAUGUAUCAUAUGAUGAUCUGAAAGCACUCAUGGAAAAAGGACAAAACCUACUUCUUGUUGAUGUCCGUACUCAGCAGGAAGUGGACAAGGGACACAUACCUGGAUCACUUCAUAUCCCAGUGGAUGAAGUACAAGGUGCCUUUGGGUUGGAACCAGAAGCCUUCAAGGCCAAAUACGGAGUCACCAAGCCGCCGUUGAACUCUUCAGAGUUGGUCUUUCACUGUCAGAUGGGAAAACGAGGGGCAACAGCCACAACCAAAGCAAACCAACUUGGCUACUUGAAUGCACGUAAUUACGCCGGAGGAUACAAAGAGUGGUCUGAGAGGGGACGGAAGUGACUUAUUGAAGGAGAAUGUGGCCGCAGAAUAAAUUCACAUUUUUGUGCUUAUCUGUUGUAUCCUGUUUUAUUAUCAUUUACACUCCAUGUUUUCAAUAAAGAGUGGUAUUUGCCCACUUG
Messenger RNA from Syngnathus acus (greater pipefish), 1395 nucleotides. RefSeq lists its product as uncharacterized. NCBI's taxonomy places the organism in Eukaryota, Metazoa, Chordata, Actinopteri, Syngnathiformes, Syngnathidae. Gene Ontology annotation, molecular function: thiosulfate-cyanide sulfurtransferase activity. The transcript is spliced from 5 exons. The record is from RefSeq and is a predicted model, not a curated record. Bases 155 to 1276 code for a protein of 373 amino acids. Gene Ontology annotation, cellular component: mitochondrion.